CCUUCAAGAAAAUAUUUCUAUAUUAGCAGUGUAUUAUAUAUAAUGGAGAUUCCAGUUGUAUUAUUAUUUCACACUUUUCUGUCUCCAAGCUGUCCACAGUCCUCUUCCCACUGAUGAGAGAGAGUUGCAAGAAUUUGCAAGAAGCACCAAGAAAGUGUACCCAAAGAAGCAUCUUCAGCUGCUCUCACCAGUCACCACUCCCAUCCAAGAGAUCCCAGCCUCUACUACAACAGCUUCCAACUUCCAAGAACCCAUUUUUUUCCUUUCCUCCUCCUCCUCCUGCUCUGGCUGGCUCUGGGCUGGCCGUGCCCUCCUGUCAGUCCUAGCUCCAGCUAGAAUCCCUCCUUGUUCAUCCACCACCACCAUCCACAUGAUUGCAUUUGUGCAGAUUCCUGGAGAAUUAAGCUGUCCUCUCAUGCCGAUCUGACACACCUUGUUGUUGUUGUUGCUGCUGGUUGCCGCACAACCGAAAGGGGGGAUUAUUUGGCCCUCUUUCUCUUUCCUUUCGCAGGAAGAUUUGGUGAUUCUUCUUCUGAGGGCUCCUCUAAGGAUUUGGGAGGAUGGGGAAGAAGGGGAAGUGGUUUGGAGCUGUCAAGAAGGUGUUCAGCCCUGAAUCCAAGGAGAAGAAGGAGGAGAGACUGAGGAGAAAAUUAGCAGCUAGUAACCCGAACCCGCCAGAUCUAACCCCUUCGGCUUCUCUGGAAGUCAAUGUUUCGGUGCCACCCCCUCCACCUCCUCCACCUGUUCAACAGAUUGAAGAGGUUAAGGUCCCUGAAGUUGAGCAGGAGCAAAGCAAACAUGUCACUGUGGAGGCUGUACCUGAGGCUGUCCCCGUACCCGCACAGACAUCGUCAUUGCCACCUGGUGUAUCAAGGGAAGAGCAAGCUACAAUCAAGAUCCAGACCGCCUUCCGAGGUUACCUGGCAAGGAGGGCAUUACGAGCUCUGCGGGGACUUGUCAGAUUGAAGUCACUGGUUGAGGGUAACUCGGUUAAGCGUCAAGCUGCAAGCACUCUGCGUUGCAUGCAGACUCUAGCACGGGUGCAGUCGCAGAUACGUUCAAGGAGGCUGAAAAUGUCAGAGGAGAACCAGGCCCUCCAGCGCCAGCUUCUGCUGAAACAGGAGCUGGAGAGUUUGAGGAUGGGGGAGCAGUGGGAUGACAGCACUCAGUCUAAGGAACAAAUUGAGGCGAGUCUUAUAAGCAGGCAAGAGGCUGCAGUAAGAAGGGAGAGGGCGCUCGCAUAUGCAUUUUCACAUCAGUGGAAGAGCACUUCAAGGUCAGUCAACCCAAUGUUUGUAGACCCUAACAACCCACAAUGGGGAUGGAGCUGGUUGGAACGCUGGAUGGCAGCAAAGCCUUGGGAGGGGCGUGCUGGGACCGACAAGGAGAGCAACCUUGACCGUGCAUCAGCGAAGAGUGCAAGCUUGAAUCUUGGAGAGGGUGAGAUCACAAAAGCCUUCAACCGUAGGGGAUCCAAGCCAGACAAGUCAUCACCAACAACUCCAAAGCUGACCCGUCCAGCCUCCCGUCAAUCCCCUUCAACUCCCUCCGCUAAAGUGUCACCGAUCUUUGCAAAGAAGAAAUCCGCGACACCGAAGAAUGGGCUCUCACAGGUUGAUGACGACGCGAAGAGUGUGUUCAGUGUCCAGUCUGAACGACCGAGGAGGCACAGUAUAGCCACGUCAACCGUGCGUGACGACGAGAGCCUCGCAAGCUCCCCAUCUGUGCCAAGCUACAUGGCUCCCACAAAAUCUGCAAGAGCUAAGUUGCGCCUCCAAGGAUCUGCAGUGACCGAUGGUGCAGAGACACCACCGGAGAAAGUAGCCUCUGUUGGUUCAGUGAAGAAGAAGCUGUCCUUCCAAGCUGGAAUGGCGCCGCCUUCUCCGAUGAGGCGGCAUUCGGGCCCUCCCAAGGUGGAGGUGGUGAAGGACAUUGCUGAGCCACCACAGCCAGAGGCCUUGGUGAUCAAUGGUGGAAGCAAGUGACUCAUAUGACAAGUACCAGGAGGGAGCAAUGGAUUCUGCAGAUAUAUUUCAUCCAAUGAACAAAGGUUUAAGAUUAUAUAUCAGCUGUAUGAGUUGCCGGCAUUGUUUUUCCAGUUAUAACCACAUUAUUUGCUCUAGCAGAUUCGCAAGUACCCUGCCAGUCGAUUCCAUUUGUUGUUUCUGUAAAACUAUAUCGAUUUGUCACUUGAAACCUUUGGUGUUUGUAUGUAAACAAGUCUCUUCUAUUUAUGUGAGCCACAUAUUUCUUUUUGUGAA
Oryza sativa Japonica Group (Japanese rice) is the source of this 2261-nucleotide messenger RNA. Its product is annotated as protein IQ-DOMAIN 2. The record is from RefSeq and is a predicted model, not a curated record. Gene Ontology annotation, molecular function: protein binding. NCBI's taxonomy places the organism in Eukaryota, Viridiplantae, Streptophyta, Magnoliopsida, Poales, Poaceae.